Molecule: messenger RNA, 5054 nt
Organism: Anopheles bellator
Lineage: Eukaryota; Metazoa; Arthropoda; Insecta; Diptera; Culicidae
Product: exportin-4-like
Exons: 5
Coding region: 1-3408 (1135 amino acids)
Biological process (GO): protein export from nucleus
Cellular component (GO): cytoplasm; nuclear pore
Molecular function (GO): nuclear export signal receptor activity; small GTPase binding
Source: RefSeq, a predicted model, not a curated record
AUGGAUGAAACAUAUCUGAAGAAUCUCGAAACGGCGGCCCACAUUAUCAUGGCCCCGCCAAACUCCAUCACUAACCAGCAGCGUCAGGAAUCGGAGACCCUGUUUACGAACUUCCGCAAAACGAAGGCACCGUACGCACUCUGCCAGACGGUGCUGGAGAAGUCGUCCGUCGAUUUGGUGCUGUUCGAAGCGGCCGACGUGCUCAAGAAGGCCAUCGUCGGCGAGUGGAAGUUUAUCGCCGAGCAGGAUCGCGUGUCCCUGCGGCAGUACCUGUUGAACUAUGUUAUCAACCGUGACAUUCCGGUGUUCAUCCGGGACAAGCUGCUCCAGGUCGUGGCCAUCAUGAUAAAGCGCGCCAGCCUCGAAGAUCACGGCAUCGAGCGCGGCCAGAUAAUCGAGGAAACGAAAAAGAUGCUCACUUCGGGCGACCUGAAGCAGCAGAUUCUGAGCUGCAGCAUUAUGCUGGCGGUGCUGGAGGAGUACUGCACCAUCGUGCGCUCGGACGAUACCGGGCUGAACACGCUGGAACACUUUAAGGCAAAAAAGCAGUUCGAGGACUCGGACCUGCUGAAAACGUUCGUCAUGACGCUGCAGGCGAUGGUGGAGGUGGUGAGCGCGUUCGACGCCACAAACAGCGUGCAACUAUACUUCUUCAAGCAACUGCUCACCGUGAUGGAAACCGUUCUGACGUGGGGUUUUCUACUGCCGAACCUGCAGAAUGUGCGGGUCAUGCAUACGCUCUCGAAGCGCAUCAUUGACACAUCGGAAACGGUGACGAAGGCACUUCAUGCACCUCCGCUGCGGCUGCAGGCACAGUGGAAGAGUGUCAUUCUCGAUCCGAAAGUGAUGGAAGUGUUUUUCCACACGUACUGGAAGACGCGGGAGAUCGACGAUCUGCAACCGAAGGCCCUGAUCUGCAUCCUGCAACUGUCCACACUGCGGGGUCCGAUCAUAACGGAAAACAUCGACGAAAGCAUGGCGUACCUGGCCAACUACCUGACGCACUUUCUGUCGAUGCUGACAAACAUCGAAAUCAAGGACAAGGAAGCGUACAGCUUUUCGUUGAUCCUGCGCAAGCUGUUUCAGUUCCUACCGGCCGGGAUGCUCAAGAUGCUGCCAAACUCGCUGUUCGACGCGUCCAUGCAGCAGUGCUUCACGAUGACGAUGAAGUUCUUUGAGCUGUCCGCGGCCGAAGAGUCGGCCUCACCGGACGAAGCCCUGUACAUUGACGCCCUGAGCAACAUGCUCGGCAUAUGGUUGUCUUUUUUGAACGACAAACAAAAUUAUCCGAUCGAACCGAUGCUGCCGUACAUUACGCAAAUGUUCGAAAAGUACGUCCAGUGCCACCUGGCACCGCCGCAGGGCGUGCGUGGCUGCGGGAGCCGUGAGAACGACGGCGGCGAGAACGAGAUCUCCGACAUCGACGAACCGGACCGGGAGCGUUUCAAGGAGCAGCUGGCGAUCAUGGGGUUUUUUGGGCGCGAAAUUUUGCUCCACGCGCUCGGCCUGCUGGCCGGGCUGCUUGAGGACCGAACGCGCAAACUUGGCACACACCUGCACAUGCUGCACGCCUCCCAGUCGCUCUCGAUCUCGGGCGUGGCAAGUUUGGUGAAUCUGUUCGAGGACAUCCACUGGCUGCUGCUGAUCAGUGGGCACGUGAUGGCGAUGGAAUCGGUGGGCGAGGUAGCGUCCAUUCCGAAUGUCAUCCUAAGCAUCUGCGCCCAGCAGGUGGACGCCGGAGUGACCGAUGUGUCGACCAGCUUGAAGCUGCUGGCCUCUCCGAACCAGGACAUACAGGAGCUGCCGAACGCGGAGGCAAACGUGGACCCGGUGCUACGGCUGAUGGCGGCCGGCUUUCGGUUGUGUGAACUGGAAAAAACGGCCAUCGAGGUGCGAAUGUACCAGUUUCUAAGCCCCGAGCUGAGCACCACGUUGCUGUGGUUCCUCCGGCACUGGUGCGACUCGUACGUGAUGACGAUCGACAAGUCGACGGCGAACAACAUAUUCUCGAACGCAUUCGGCGUCGGCACCGGAGGGGCCCUGUGGGUGAUCAAUUAUUUGCUGAACAAAAUCUGUCUGAACGCGCAGCACCUGCGGGCCGAGCAGGGUGUAAUGGAGGAGAGCAUUGAGCUGCUGUUGGCGCUGCAGCGCAACAAGGUGCGCUCGCAGACCAUCUUCAACUCCGAGUACUUCCGUUCGAUCUGCGAUCUGAAGAGCUUCGAGCUGCAGUCGAGUGUCAAGCGAAAGUUGCUCCGAGGCUUCGUGACGAUCGCUUCCAGUGUCGAGGGCGAGGAAAUACGCACCGAGUACAUCACGCGCAUCGUCCAGGGGACGAAGGAAAAGUACAGCGUAGUGCUGACCACGUUCCAGCAGCAGGCGCACGUGCACCAGAGCGAGCAGUUCAAGGAGCAGGUGAUCGAGGUCCUCGAGGAAACGAUCGGCUGCGUGCAGGGCGCGUUUGGCAGCCUCAUGACCAUCCUGUUCCACGAGAUACAACCGAUCUGCAAGCAGCUCGCCAGUUUUAUGUCGGUCUACAAAAACGACACGAUGAUUGUGGAGCUUGUUUUGGAACUGCUGAACGAGCUGGAGCAAUCGGCCGAUGUGAAAAUGGUCCGUAUCGCGGUGCACCAGUACAGCAUGGACGUGAUAAGCGUGUACGUUAAGAACAACACCAAUCGCAUCUCGCUGGAUCCGACCAACAACGAGCGGGACCCACAAGACUUGAUCCUCAUCCUGAAGCUCAUCAACGGCCUCAGUAUGCGCAAUGUCGUCAAUGACGACGACGAAGAGACGAUCCAGCAGGCGUCGGAUGUCUGCAUCUACGGGCUGACAAACAUUGUGCCAUUGAUAACCGCCGAAUUGAUACGCUACCCUGAGCUCUGCUAUCAGUACUACAUCACCAUUACGACGUUCGUGGAGUCCAAGUCCUAUGUGGUGCCCACGCUACAUCCGGAUUUUUUGAAGCAGAUGGUAUCAUCGGUAGAGCUUGGACUGACAUCGUUCACGUCGGAUGUGGAACUCAAGUGUCUCGAGUUUAUCGAGGCCUUCGCCCAGGUCGUGCUCUGCCAUCAGAACUCGGAAUCACAGGUCGCCCAGCUGCUGCAAUCGUUCCUGAAGCUGAUGCUUGAUAUGACGAUUGGGCGAAAGAUUGACUGCAACAACACAACCGACUGGUAUAAGGCCAUGUUUUCGGUGGUUUGCUGCUUCCCGCAGACGUUCAAGGACUUGGUGCAGAGCUUCCUGCAGGAGCACGUGGACAGCAGUACUGACAAGGCGAAGGAAAUGAUCAACGAAAGCUUGAUGCGGUUGAACCAGAUUGAGUUCAUCAACGUGCGGUUGAUGAAGAUUCGGUUUGUCGAUUGGUUCGAUCGCUUCGUUUCGCUGGUGAGUCUUACGUAUAGGAAGUAAUUUAUUACACUACGCCACAGCUGCAUCGGCUGUCGGUGCUGUCCGCUGGGAGGAAGGAAAGCUUAUUUUAGUUGUUUCUUCAAGAGAGCACACACGCUACCGUAUUGGAAGUGACCACGGAGUAACGAAGGAAGAAUUCAACACCAAUCUCAGUGUACAGUGAUUAUUAUGUAGACCGUAAACCCUCAGAAUUCCAAACAAUUGUCAGUCUUGAGAAUUGAGAAUCGUUUCAAUCGUUUUCUGUAGCCAACGUACGUACGAACAAGCGUGCGUCGUGUUUAUUUCCGUUUGUUGGUAGUCUGUUUAUUAAUUCUUGUAUUGAACGGUGAAUUUCCGCGUUGUUUGAGUACGCAAACGCUUUUGUACGUUGUAUCGAAUGGGAGUUUACAAUACUACCGUCACGUGGCGUCCCCGUAACGUUCGUUCGAGUGUGACUUUAUUAAUGUGUACUCUACUGCAGGCAGACGGAUGCGGGCCAAGAGCAAAACGACUCAAAGAACUGUGUAGCCAAGUGUGUGCAGAAGAUAGAACGAACCGAAGCACUCUGCACUGCAUUGCGGUUAGCUAGGGGCUUAAGACAAUUGUACUUACCGAGACGUGCACGUGCUCGAAUAUGAUACGUUAGGACAUACAUUUUCAAACAAACCAAUAUGAUCGAACUAUAAACUGUACUAACAAAAAUGCAACAACAACACGGUCAGUGAUAAAGAGCGAAGAGAGAAACCCACACUCAAUAUUGAUCAUUACACAAGUUUCUUAGCUAUUCUGGCAAGUGGCAAACGAAAGUGAUACAGACUUUUCUACAAAAGAUCGCACUUGCGCACUUUACCUCUUUUUUUAUUUAGAUAGAAACGUAGAGAUGCGUUCAUAUAAGCACGAUUUUUGCAUUCUGCAACGCACUGAAUUGUCGACAGAACGGCGGCAAAUUAAAAGGUGGGCCGACGAGUGAGUGCAACCUUCUCUCUCAAAUUAAGUACCAUUUGAGGUUAGCCAACGCGCGCUACGCUAUAAGCACCCCGAAACUAAGCCGAACAAGGCACCUAAGUGAGGAGCAUCCGAGUAGGUGCGAAAGGCUGUUGCUGUGAAGCGUUUAGCAGCGGCCUUCUUAGAUACGUUCGCUUCUGUUCGAACACAGUUUCACUCGCUGAAAACACCCCACAGCUGUUACAAUCAGAGGUGAAGCGAUACAGUGUGGCUUGUUGUACUCUUUACGAUACAUUGUUCUAUUAUAGAAGGUUCGUCACAAACUUCAGGGCCAGGUCCGUUGGCCAGUUCGCGGGGGAUUAGUUUUUCAAUGGCUUACUGACUGACACGUGAUAAUUGACGAACAAGAAGAGGUGAACCGAUUUCUAUUGGUAUAUCAUUUUGUACUCUGAAAGUAGUAUUGAUAAAAAAGUGACAAAAUUGAAUCUAGGAGAGUAUGGAAUUGUAUGAAGAGAAUCGCCCUCUUUUGUGCAGACCGAUAUGUUUAUACCGUUCCCUUACAUCAUCCAUUUCCACUGCAAGGUGUAGCGACGCCGGAAAUCAGCAUCAGAUGUUGUUGACAAUCUGUGGAACGACUCUCACGGCGUUCGUAUCGGUUCCGGGUUCCGGGUAACAUUAACACCGUUAUCCUUUCAGCGGAAUAGAAGACGGUGAGUGUUUUG